Molecule: messenger RNA, 363 nt
Organism: Papaver somniferum (opium poppy)
Lineage: Eukaryota; Viridiplantae; Streptophyta; Magnoliopsida; Ranunculales; Papaveraceae
Exons: 1
Coding region: 1-363 (120 amino acids)
Source: RefSeq, a predicted model, not a curated record
AUGGGAACGGAAAUUAGUAGCAUAAUUUGCCGGUUGAGUUUAGCUCUAGUAUUGUUAAGUGGAAUUCUAAUAUCAACAGGUUAUGCAGUUUCGCAAAAUGUCCCAGGCUGCGAUGAUGAAGCUAAAGCUUUAGCACGCCUUUGUGCGAAGUAUGUAUUGAAGGCAGGUCCGAAAAUUCGACCGUCCUUGGAAUGUUGUUUGUUGGUCAGGCAGGGUGAUGUAACUUGUAUGUGUAUGCAUGCAACUAUAGACGUUGUGAAACUUAUUAGCUUGGAUAGAGUUUUUUACGUUGCUGAUACCUGUGGAAGGAAGAUUCCUCCGAUGAAAAAAUGUGGAAGUAUUGGAUCGAUCGGAAUAAAAUGA